GAUAAGGGGCCUUCGUGCCUGUAAUUUUAAGAGUUAGAUUUCUUAAUAAUUUUAUCUCUAAACCACCGUAAAUGGUACAACUUCUGUCGAAAUGGCUUCAAUACACUUUGUUGUACAUCCACUCCCAGGCUCAGAGGAAGAGCUCAACGAUAGGUUGAGAGAGCUUUCAGAGAAGAUCCGUCGUCAACCAGCUGCAAGCAUUACUGGAGUUCCGUCACUCAAACAUUUAGUUGUGAAUUCAGUGGUUGUUGGUCCAAACCAUGCAGCGUUUCUUCUGGAGGAUGGUCGUAUAUGUCGUCUACAUUUCCACAUCAACCCAGACAAGAUUGAAGCUGGUAAAGUGGAGCCUCCAAAAAGCUCAAAAACAAAGACUACCACUUCCUCAGCAGCUCGUAAUUUAUCAUCAGCAAACCGAGGGUUGACUAAUCCAUGGCUACUUAAUUCCGGUGAACAACCGUCCAGUUCAUCAACAACAGCUAAAUGGAUCACUAGUAGCCGACCAGCAGCCAGUCGUACCACAAUGAGUGCAGCUACAACUGCCUCUGCAACAUCUCGCAAUCGAGGUCGUAUUAUGCGAACUCAAUCACGAGGUCGUGGUGGGGUCAUUGUAGGGUCACGACCUGUGGUACCAGCUGCUGUUGUUCCAGAGGAGUUAGUGUCUCAGGCUCAGAUGGUCCUCCAGGGAAAGAGCAGAGGUGUGAUCAUUAGGGAGCUACAGCGUACGAAUCUUGAUGUUAACCUUGCUGUGAAUAACCUACUGAGUCGAGAUGAUGAGGAUGGCGAUGAUCAAGAAGAAGGAGAUAGCUACAUCUCAGGUGGAGAUGACUUGAUGUCGUUAUUAGAUGGAGGUAUUCAUUCUGAUCAUCCAAGUGUCAUCAUUGAUGCAGAUGCAAUGUUCUCUGAAGAUUUUCUUGGCAUUUCAUCUCGAGCUAGAUCGAGAGCGUCUUCAAGUAGAGAUCGUGACAGGGAAUCCAAUGAGCGUGAUCCUUUGUUACGUGCUAGAGAUAGACGUUGGUUGGAUAGUGCUCUACGUGAUGCAGCUAGUAGUGCAGGUAGUUAUAAGACUGCUGGAGUAGAUGCUACAGCUAACCAGGAGACAAAGAAAGGUAUCCCACCUCAACAUAGCCAGAGUCCAUUAGCUGUUGGUGAUGAGCUAGAAUGGUGGCCAGAAAAGGGGGGAGAUGGAUGCCGAUUCACCCAUAUUUCUGCUAUGUACAGUGAGCUACUUGCAGUGGGUGUGAAUGGUCAACUCUACCAGUGGAAAUGGAAUGAUCCAGAACCAUACAGAAAACCAGAAAACUUAAACAUGCAGCAUCCUAAAGCAGCAACGUUAGGUCUACUUGGUGAGAAGGUGGUUCAGAUUACUGCAUGUUAUGAGAAAGCUGUACUUGUCACUGAGUCAGGAAAGAUUGCUACUCUAUUGGAUGAGACCCUUUCCCCUAUUGCAUCACGCUUGGAGCAUGCUGCUACAUACUUCAAUGAGUUACAUGGAGAGAAGAUCAACUCUGUCUAUACCUGUCCACUUUACACCUGUGCCUGGCUGGAAAAUGGAACUUUAUUCUGGUGGGGAGUUUUACCUCUAUCAAUCAGAAAGAAAGUUUUAGAGAGAGCUCGUGAACGAUCAAGAGCUAAGAAAAGAGAAGCUACUAACCCGGGCAGUAUCACUGUAGGAUCUCAGGUGUGUCUACGAAGCUGCCCUAUGUAUCAUUCUGGAGCCUUAGCUUUUAAUACUAAGAGCUACCCACCCAAGGUCGGCCAGCUCAUGGAUACAGCUUGGAACCUAUCUGAUACAUGUCGCUUUCGUAUCCGUCGUAAUUCUCUGGAUCGUUCAGACUCCAAGUCGGAUAUAAAAGAGGAUUCUAAAGGAGAUGGGAGAGGAGAAGUAAAGACUGAUGUAAUGAGAGUAGAGAGUAAGAUUGAAGUCAAAGGUGAUAUGGGACCUCCUCCUUCACCAGGGUCUACUAGUAGUGGAGAGAUUAUUGUAGUAUCAAGUCCUGCUGCUCAGCGACGUGGUACAAAGCGCCCUCUAUCAUCUCCAGUGAGAGAAGUUGAGAAACCUGAUAUUGAGGUUUGGGCAUUGACUGAUGUUGUAUUUGUGGAGGAUAUACGCUCUGUUCCUAUUGGUAGAGUAUUGAAGGUGGAUGGAGCCUAUGUUGCUGUGAAGUUUCCAUCUCUAGAACCAGUACCGGAUGUAACCAGUGACUGUGAUGUGCCCUCAUUACUUCAAGAUUGUCGUCUUCUACGUAAAGAUGAACUUCAGAUUGUGAAAGGUGGGGUUGCUCCUAAGGUACCAGAUUGCUUCCAGCGUCUUCCUAAGAAACUUUCCUUGCCUGAAAACAGCAAGAUUCUGGCAGUGUCUGUUGAUUUUCAAGGAGUACAUGUAUUGGUCAAUGUUCGAUCUAGUCUACUGUAUCAAUUAUAUGAGUUGAUGUCAAGUAGACCAAGUCAAGAAAGUCCCUUCCCAACAAAGACUCGAUCCUUCCUUGGCAAAUCACCUGAUCUGAUUCGUAUUCACACUGGACGAGAGGAUUCUGUUACACUCCUUCAAGAUGGGAAUGGUGCCCUCUAUCCAUUAGCUAAGAAUGCUCUAGGUGGAAUACGAGAUCCUGUAUGGUUUGAGCUUCCUCCAGCACGCUGCCUUGCAUUAGGAACACAUACACUCAGUCAUGGGUCAUUUGGCACCAACGUCAAAAGCAAAGCUGCUGUACUGGUCUUGGCCAUGGAGACCCAAGGGUUGAUGCCACAUAUUCUACGAUGUGAUUAUGAAGCUGUAUCUCAUUGCCUCAGUAAUCUGGAACUAGAGACAAAUCCUGUAAUUAAGGAACAUAAACUACAGGCUGUACUUGCUGAGCGUUGUGAUGGUAAUCGCAAUAUCUUCCACGCCUGUAUUAGUAACUGUGUUCCUAUCUCUAAUACUGAGACACCAGUGCCAGACUCUGCACCACCGACUUCAGGAAGUCUCUCUGCAGAGACACUGACCAGCCGAGCUCAGAUUAUUCGUAAUGCUCUAACUACCUUAAGUAAUGCCAUCGCUGGAGCUGCUAUGGCAAACUCAAGCUCUGCGGCAUCAAGAAGUAUGAAUCUAAGAGAGAUGAUGGGACGUGCUGCUAGUGCAGCAAGAACUGCUAGAGUCGCUAGCAGCAGUUUAUCAGCAGAAGAUUUAAGAGAUUCUUCACCACCACCUAUUGCAGGAAACGCUAUUCCAACACUCAGCUGGCCACCUGAACCGUCUGGGUUGUACGGAAAUCAAGAGGAGGAUAAUCUAAGCCUAGGUACAAGUGCUGCAGCUACUGCUGGUUCAACUAGCUCACUAGCAAGUAAUGCUUCAUCCCUUGCAUCAAUGACCAUCCCUACAGCUUACUCAGCCGUCCGUCUUACACCAGAGGAGAGAAAGAGAAAUGCUCAUAGUAUUCUCAGGUUACUUUGUAGUACGCCGGCUUUAGUCACUUGUAUUGUUGACUUCCUAUCAGCAGAGGAUGCUCGUGGAGAUACCCCCUUCAUGGCUGCCGUUGCCUGCCAGGCUUACUCGGCAGCUCUCUCUAUCUUAGAUGCAAUAGAAGAAAUCUCUCAUAAACCUAAAUGUGCUAAGCCUACCCCAGCAGCAGCAGCAGCAACAGCAGCAGCAGCAACAGCAGCAGCAGCAACCCCAGCACAGUCACAACCUCGACCCCAUGCUUCUAAGACCAAGGGAACUACAUCAAGCAAUACACAGAGUGGUGCUACUGAAGAGUUUAGUCAGGAGGUAUUUAAUCGGAUGUUUUAUCCCCCUGGUAGUGAUCCUGAUUCAUCACCUCUGUAUGUAUUGUGUUGUAAUGAUACAUGUAGCUUCACUUGGACUGGAACCGAACAUAUCAACCAGGACAUUUUUGAAUGCCGUACUUGUGGUCUGACUGGCACCCUGUGUUGUUGUACUGAAUGUGCUAGAGUUUGUCAUAAGGGACAUGACUGCAAGUUGAAGCGUACUUCACCUACAGCAUACUGUGACUGUUGGGAGAAAUGUGAGUGUAAGUCAUUGAUUGCUGGAUCUCAACAAACUCGGACUGAGUUAUUGUAUCGCCUUGUUAAUGACACACACCUUGCCACAUUACCAAACAGCAAGAGAGAGAACAUCUUGUUAUUCUUAGUUCAGUCUGUUGCCCGUCAGACUUCUGAGCAGAGACAGUAUGGACAGUCUAGGAGCAGACUUUCUAGAAAGAACAAUGAUUCAGAUGCUGAAAUGCCAGACCACAACUUGGAGCCACCACGUUUUUGUCGGCAGGCACUAGAGACUACUCUGCAGAAUUGGCAGGCAAUUAGGGCCAUGAUUAGAAGUGGCUGUGCAAGUGAUCUUAGCACGAGUUGUGCCCCUGGUUGUGCUAACCAGCCCCACACCCCAGUAGCAGAAGAAGAAGUAUAUAUGAAUAGUCAAUCAGAGACUAUGCGACUUGAUUGGUUCACUCAUACACUCAUUGUCAAGUGUACCAGUGCGGACUUGGACACUUUGUUGACAACGUUGAUUAAGAAGCUGAUGUCAACAACAGUCCCGUCUCAGAAGACAGAUGUAACUGAUGUUGUUCGCCGUUUUGUUCGCUCAGUGGCGAGGGUCUUUGUUGUUUUGACAAUUGAAAUGUCUCCUGGAAAGAAAUGCUGUGAAGCUGUGUUACGUUGUAAGCGUGUAUUUCAAGCCUUGAUUCAUCAAUCGGUUGGAGAGCUUUGUGAAGUUGCUGAAUCACUUAUUGCUCCAGUCAGAAUGGGUAUAACGAGACCAACAGCUCCCUUCCCGCUCUUCAGUAGUCAUACUGAUGCUGUUCAGGGAAGUGAAGAGUUAUUUUUCUCUGAGCCAUUACCUCGUCAGAGUAGUUUCCGAUCCGAGUCAGUGAGUAAUAUGGGAUCUAGAUCUAUGGGUAGUCUCCAUCGUCAUCGAUCAGUAACGAGUCGUCUUGGUGAUGAUGAAGAAGAACCUGAUAUUGGUGGAGAUGAUAUGGAGGUUGACCCUGUGGAAGGUGAGGUCAUAGAUGUCCCUCGUGACCCCCGACAUCGAGACCCAACGGAUGGAGACGGUCAUCCUGAUGGAGAACAACGAGAUGAUCAGAAUGAAGAUGAUGGAAAUGAGAGUGACAUGGAUCUGGAUCUUCUGGCAGAAAGUGACAGUGAUAGUGAUAGUAACCAUAGUAACCAAGACGGAGAUAAUGCUAGUCAGGAUCAAGAUGUUACUAGUGGUAGACGUAGCGCAGUCACUGCUGCUACUGCAGGUUCUGAUGCAGGAGGAGGAUCUGUGGCUGUCUUCUAUUCUGAAGAUGAAUCUUCAUCUAAUCUUGAUGAUGCAGAAGGAGAAGAAGAUGAAGAUAGUGAGAAUGAGAUUGAAGAAGAUGAAGAGAUGGAUGAUCAAUCUUUUGGUAAUGAUAAUUUGGAUCGUCCAGGGACUAGUCGUCAAGGUGGUGCUCGUACUAGUCAGCCUCAACAUCCUAUGCAAUGGGCAUUCCGUCAUCAAGCUGCUAGGAGUAAUGAAACAUCUACUACAACACCAGCAACUACUUCUAAUACACGUGGAUUGAUCUACAUUGAUGCAUCCAACCAGCGCCGUAUGGCAAUUAGUGCUGCUACUGCAUUAGCAAAUAGUAAUAACACAAGCACUAGUAGUGAAUCAGCACCUUCUACUACAGCCAGCCGUUUAGCUCGUGCCUAUGGGAUUGUUGUACGUCAGAUUACUGAGUUAUUAACAAUGCUGUUCCCUUACCAUGGACCAGACAGUCUACGAGAAUCUGUAGAAGUCACUCCUGAUGAAGCUAAUGACCUACAUAUGAUAAUGGAGAUUAGUCUGAAGCCAACAUGGGAUUGGUUAGUGUGUAUAAUGAACAGCACUGAAGCUCAACUACGUUAUGGUAAAGCACUUACUUCAUCUACUGAUCCUGGCCAUCCAACUCAUCCUAACCAUGCACAAUACAUGCGUAGCUUAAGAGGUGCGGCACGUGAAGCAGCAACUAGAGAAGAGUUGUCAUUCCAGAGAAGUCUAGAGAAUCGUCGUAGUGCUGCUCAUACUGGCAAUAAUGAAGAACAUUCAGCCAUGAUGGAUUUCCUCAACUAUACCCUAUCAUUAAUGAGGUCUCAUAAUGGAGAGCAUGCAAGUUGGCUACCAGUAUUAGACAUCUCAGCAUUAAAGCAUGUUGCUUAUGUUCUAGAUGCUAUGAUUUAUUACAUGCGUUGUGCUGAACAGGAUGGUGCAUCAGCUGAUCCUGAUCGUAUCCAACGUUCAGCAUGGAAUCUUGUUUCUCAAGAAUAUGAGAUUGAAGAAGCUGCUGAUGAAGAUGUUACUGAUGCUAGUGUAGUUCUAGAUACAGAGAGUGUUGAUGAAGAUGGUAGUGUCACUGGUUCUACGUCUGGACAACGUCAUCCUUUCUUUGUACGAUCUGAUUCUACAACCUUUCUUGGAUGUCAGCCUCCUGAUCCUUUUAGUACCCCUCUUUCUGAAGCCUUACCUCUUGCUGAUAGACCUCAGCUUCUACAACCAGAUGCUACAAGAGAGCAGCUGUUUGGAGUUCCUCAUCAGGUGGUACCAGGUUCCUCUGACACACCAACUAUAACAUCUCAUAAUGCUUCAGUGACUGUUGAGCGUCAGUAUCUAGAAGUCAUUCCAACUAGAAUGAGUGUAUCCCAACGUAACCCUCAGGUCAGUGCAGAUUUAGAUGAUACUGAAGAGGUUGAAGAAGAUGGGAUUCAUUCUGGAGGUCAUGGUGAUACAUUAGUAGCUGGAGAACCUCAACGUAUGUCUGAUGUUACAGAAAGCUCUAGUGAUCCUUCAGGUGCCAGUCUUGCAAGUUUAUCCACUGUCUUAAUGAAUCAAAGCCAAGGGUUAUCUACUGAUCAGACACUCUCAUCUCAAGGAACAUCUUCUGAUCCUAGUUCUUCAAGUCGAGGGUUACUUGAAUCUACCGGAGCAUCUUCCCUAGAGUCAAGGAAUGAAAGUGAUGUUAGUCGUGGUGUGAUUAGAGCUGGAUCAUUCCAAAACACUCAGUAUUCAACGCUAAGUGAUGUAUUGGAUGAACCUAAUACUCCAGCUGCAGACAACAGAGAACUGUUAAAUGCCAUAGCAACAAUCUCACCACAAGAAGUAUCUGUCAUUCGUACAACAGGAAUGGCACAACGUCCACCGCCCUAUGAUGAUCUUAGCCAUGGUGUUAGAUUAGGGGAAGAUUUACCUGGUCCAAGUAGAGCGUCCAUGAAUGCUGAUAUAGGAUCAGAAUCUACUACUACCACUCAAUCACCACAGAUUGAGGAAGGACUAGAUGCUUCUAAUCCUCAACUCAGUUUAAUCCCACCUUCUCAAGCCACACCUAUGUCUACUCUUAGUCCAUCUGGAAGGGCUAUGUCUACCCUUAGUCCAUCUGGGAGAGCUGGUGCUGAUGAUCUAUCAUCUAGAGCUAAAUCUAAAGAGAGCGGUAAUGAAGUGGAUUCUAGAGGAUUAGCAAUGGAUCCAGGAAGUAGUACGUCUGCUCCUGUAGAUCUAGGAGGAUUAUUGUCAGCUGGCUCAACUAGACCAGUAGAUCGACUGAAGAGUGUUCUUAAUCCCUUGGGAUCAGCAGAUAAUCUCCUGGGGAGAUGGAGAUUAUGUUUGGAGCUCUUUGGUCGUGUCUUCUUGGAGGAUGUUGGAGCAGAACCUGGAUCUGUCUUAGGAGAGCUUCGUCCGUUUGAAGUUAAGGAGUUAAGAUUCCGCAGAGAAAUGGAGAAGCUUCGUAAUAACAGAAAUGGAGAUCUAUCUUUAGAGCAAGUGGAACGCAAGCGAGAGCUACUGAUCCAACAGACUGUACGUCAACUGAAUUCCUUCUAUAACCGUCGUAGUAGUGCUACUACUGGACCCCCAAUGGCUGUCCAACGUGUUAAGGUGACCUUUAAGGAUGAACCUGGUGAAGGUAGUGGUGUAGCUAGAAGCUUCUACACAGCUAUUGCUGAGGCUUUUAUGUCAGGAGAGAAGCUACCUAGUCUAGAUGAUUCUCAAGGAAGUUAUAAAGGACCACAGUACAGACUUAUCCAAAGGUUACGUACUCAUGAGAGGGAACGUGAGCGAGAACGAAGACGUCAAUCAGAUUAUCGGAGUGGCAGAAUGAUCCAAAUGUUUGACAGAGAACGAAACCAACUAUCCUAUGACGCUAGGCCAUUCUAUCCACGAGAUGGUGGAAGCUCAGAGGAUAGAGGGAGUGACUAUGAACCAUUAGCUCCAGCAAAACAAGCUCUUGGGGAAAGAUUGUUCCCAAGAGUGCUUGCUCUGCAACCGUCUUUGGCUAGUAAGAUUACUGGUAUGCUUCUAGAGUUACCCCCAGCCAGACUUCUACUUUUACUGUCUAGUGAAGAGACACUACGUGAGCGUGUUGAUGAAGCUGUUGAUAUUAUCUUGUCACAUGGAAGGGAGGAGAGUUCCGAGAGUAGUUUACUUGAUCUUGAUAUCUUUAGUUUAUCUGAUCGUAACAACUCUUCAGGCCCUACCCAUCAAGAUAAAUCCUCCAAACCAGUUCCUGGUGAAGGAUGUCGUCCUGAUGAAGCUGAUGAUGCAGAUGAAAGCCAAGAACUUGACAAUGAGGCAUUAUUCUUUCAGCCUGGAAAGAGAGGUUUCUAUUCUCCUCGGCCCGGCAGGAAUACUUCAGAAAGAUUGAAUUGUUUCAGAAAUAUUGGCAGAAUAUUAGGACUGUGCCUCCUGCAGAAUGAACUUUGCCCUUUGACCCUAAGUCGACACGUUGUCAAGGUUCUACUUGGAAGAAAGGUUGGUUGGCAUGAUCUUGCCUUCUUAGAUCCAUCUUUAUAUGAGAGUCUUCGUCAUCUUCUUCUAGACGCUCAAAGAGACGGCGCUGAAGGACUCUUUAACUCUCUAGACUUGUACUUUAGUAUUGAACUAAGCAAGGAAGAGGGAGGUGGUCAAGUAGAACUGAUUCCACAUGGCAUGGAUAUACGUGUUACUGCUACUAAUGUCUAUGAUUAUGUACGACGCUAUGCAGAGCAUAGGAUGACUAUGGUAGCACAGAAGCCUCAUAUGUCCAUGAAGCAAGGUCUGUACGAUGUCUUACCCAAAGGUGCCCUAGAAGGAUUGACAGCUGAAGAUUUCCGUUUAUUGGUCAAUGGUUGUGGUCAAGUCAAUGUACAGACUUUAAUUAGUUACACAACAUUCAAUGAUGAAACAGGAGAAACCCAUGCAGGAGAAGGAGGAGAGAAGUUGGCUCGUUUCAAGCUUUGGUUCUGGGCUAUUGUGGAGAAGAUGAGCAACCAACAGAGACAGGAUCUGGUUUACUUCUGGACAUCCAGUCCUAAUCUUCCAGCCAGUGAAGAAGGAUUCCAACCAAUGCCUACCAUCACAGUUCGCCCGCCAGAUGAUAAUCAUCUUCCCACUGCAAACACCUGCAUUUCUCGCCUUUACAUCCCUCUGUACAGCUCCAAAGUCAUUCUCAAGAAAAAACUACUCAUGGCAAUUAAGACCAAAGCAUUUGGUUUUGUUUAAUUAUUCAAGCUUCACUAGUUGUAGUUUUUCUUUUUGUAGGAGGUGAGUUUAAGCAAGUCAACAUAUAACCUUGUAGAAAUAAAACUCUAAUCAUGGUGUAGCCAUUCCUGGUAAACCAUCUAAGCACAGGGAAAUAAUGUAGAAAUAAAACUGUAAUCAUGGUCUAGCCAUUCCUGGUAAACCAUCUAAGCACAGGGAAAUAAUGUAAUGUGCCGUUCUAUCCUACUAAGGAAAGACUUGUCAUAAACAGCAAAUUCAAACCAUCAAUUUUGGUACAUUCCGGACACACUUCACUUUUAAGUUUUUUGUACUGUUGCAUUGUAUUUUCUUUGUAUUUUCACUCACCUUGUACAAUUCUGUGUUAGAUUCAUGUAGUUAAGUAGUAUGAAAAAAGCAAGUUGGAUCUGAGAUUUUUGUGGCCAGUUUAAAUGACAGUUGAUAUUUCUGAUUUGAUAUCACAAUGAGAGAUUGAUGAACAACUAAGUGAUGCUACUCUAGGUUUGCUCACUUCUUAAUGAACUUGUGUUCAUACUACAAUAAGACUAAGUUUUGACUUACUAUAGAUUUGAGUAUUUGGGAAUGGGGGGGGGGGUUCCUUAAGGACCUGUUGUGCCCACCUGUCCUUAUUCAUUUUCAAGCAUCUUUUAUUGAUUGUUGUCCUGGUACUAUUAUUAUAAUGUUUGGCAUGAAUUACAAUAGAGGUGUUCUCAGUUGAACCUACACAUGUGCCUCACAAUGGAGCCGUUAAUAUGCAAUAAUAAAUGUUGCAGCAAAAGAUGCUUAAUGUUUGUAUAGGCAAAGGUUUGUGGUGAUUUAGUCGGGAAGUGCGUAUAAGACUCUAGGUUCAAAGCCUAUCUCAGUUGGUGUGAUUUGUGUUGUCUUGGAGAAUAAUGCAUCUUCAACCCAUUAUAGAUACUACUAUCAUAAAAAGGCCUUGUAGUCAUCUACGCCAUAUAAAAGUAACCCCUUCAUAAUCUUUACAUUAUACAUGUUUUAUUAAAUGAUAAAAUAAUUCUGAUAAUAAUUCAAGCAAAAGAAAGUAAACCAAAUUUAAAUCAAUCCAUAUUCCUCAUUAUAAAACACCUCUUGCUUGUUCUGUAUUCUGGUUGGCUGAAACACUGUCAUGUGGGAUGAACUUAUAAAGUUUAGUGAUCGUGUGCGCAUGUUUUGCAGGAAGUAGUGCCUGAGCGGGCAUUAGUCUUUUAAUUUUUUACUGUUUACAGCGCCCUCUCUUGACGUGAACCAUAAACAGCAACUAAUAACUGAAUAUGGGGAAUUUUAAUGCGUUCCAUUCUUUUCCACGAUUAUUUUCUUCUUUCACAUUUUAAGACCGAUGUGUGUUAUAAAACACAUAUGGACUGGCAUAAUUCGGUUACUUGUGCAUGUCUAUUCCCCCUCGGGCCUGUGAGUGACCAGAAGAGCGACCUAUUUCCCUCGGCCGAACCCGUCAAUAAUGUGUAUACUAAAUGAACUAAAUUUACCAUUAAAGCAACAGACUAGAGUACUAGUUUUUGUGGAAUUGAAAGUAACCAAGUUAUUUCUUUUAGUUCAAUCAUUUGAAAAUAAAAUGAGGCAAGAAUCUUUUUAUUUCUGUUUGUAAGUGUAAGGAAUAAUUAAGAGUAUUGGUGCAUUGACUUUGAAGCACUAUGAGAGUAUUUUAUUUUUUGCUGAAGCAAAUGACUUGGUAUUUUAGACGUGUGCACACGGUGAAACCACUCGAGUUUGUACAUGAUGGAUACAUGCUAUUUUGUUUUCUGUAAUAUUUAAAGAUAAGAAAAUAAACCCAAAGUCCACAUU
Asterias rubens (European starfish) is the source of this 11257-nucleotide messenger RNA. Its product is annotated as E3 ubiquitin-protein ligase UBR5-like. Gene Ontology annotation, cellular component: nucleus. The coding region runs from base 92 to 9460 and encodes 3122 amino acids. Lineage: Eukaryota; Metazoa; Echinodermata; Asteroidea; Forcipulatida; Asteriidae. Gene Ontology annotation, molecular function: ubiquitin-protein transferase activity; RNA binding; zinc ion binding. The transcript has 49 exons. The record is from RefSeq and is a predicted model, not a curated record. Gene Ontology annotation, biological process: DNA damage response; regulation of double-strand break repair; protein polyubiquitination.